This is a messenger RNA of Staurois parvus, 393 nucleotides long. Lineage: Eukaryota; Metazoa; Chordata; Amphibia; Anura; Ranidae. The record is from the annotation of a GenBank genome assembly.
AUGUCAGAAACACUUAAUCAGUCCAAUUCAGAAGUUAAAAAGCCUGGAGAGAGCGUGAAGAUGUCCUGUGUAGGAUCUGGAUUUCAGAUUUCCAGCUAUGGUAUGCACUGGGUUCACCAGGCUCCAGGCAAAGGAUUGCAGUGGGUUGGUAGAAUCAAUACCAAUAAUGGAAACACAAAUUAUGAUCCUUCACUCCAAGGAAGAGUCACAAUAACUAAAGAUGACUCACUCAGCACAUCAUAUCUACAGAUAGACAGACUGACAUCAGAGGACACUGCCAUCUAUUACUGUGCUAGACACACUGACAAAAAGCAGGGAAACUGCUAUACAAAAACUGUCAGGAGCAUUAAAUCCUACCAGACGCCAGGAAACAAAAGAUGUUCAAAAUCAUAG